This is a messenger RNA of Colletotrichum godetiae, 1185 nucleotides long. RefSeq lists its product as uncharacterized. Bases 1 to 1185 code for a protein of 394 amino acids. Gene Ontology annotation, molecular function: monooxygenase activity; FAD binding. Lineage: Eukaryota; Fungi; Ascomycota; Sordariomycetes; Glomerellales; Glomerellaceae. The record is from RefSeq and is a predicted model, not a curated record. The transcript has 3 exons.
AUGGCAGGCCUCGCCGCCGCUGCCGUCCUCCGCCAGAAACACGAUGUCACAGUCUACGACCGCGACGAUACCGCCUCCGCACCGGAGCGCGGCGCCGGCAUCGGCCUAGGUCCCAACGGUACAAAGAUGCUGAAAAAGGCCUUCCAGUUCAGCCCCUAUAACGUCAAGGCCACCGUGUGCGCCGGCUCCAGGACGUACGAUAAACAGGGGAAUCUGUUAAGGGAGAUGACGGGCGUGUCGGAGCCGUUUGGGAGCGAGUGGCUGCUGAUGCACCGCGGUGAUCUGCGGGACGAGCUGUUGAGGCUUGCGACGGGGGACGCGGCCAAGUUGGGGAUUUCAGGCCCGCCGGCGAGGGUUGUGGAGGGGGUUCAGGUUGUUGGUGUUGACGUUGAGGCUGGGAAAGUGAAGUUGAAGGAUGGGGAGGUGGUUUUUGCUGAUGUGAUUGUUGGUGCAGACGGCAUCCAUUCCCUCGUCCGACAGGCUGUCGUCGACGGUCCAUCGCACAUGGUGUCACCAGGGGCCUCACUCUAUCGCUUCACUUUCCCUCUCGAGAAGGCGAGGGAUAUCUUGGGGGGAUACCCGGCAGCGAUAGACCCCUCCGACAGCGGAUUCCUCAACAUGAUGACGGCCGACGACGAGACGCACCGCAACAUUAUCUUUUACCCCUGCCGGGACAUGACGCUGCUCAACGUCGUAGACAGGAUCCCCGACGCCAUGCUGUCUGUGGAGAGCAUCACUUCCUGGAACGCAGAGGGGAGCGCGGAGGAGAUGCUGGAUCACUUUUUCGACUUUGCGCCGUGGAUGCUGGAGAUUAUGAAAAACGCCCAAGACAUCCACCUCUACAAAGUCAAAGACGCAGAUCCGCUACCGACCUACACCCGCGGCCGCGCCGUCCUCGUCGGCGACGCGGCGCACCCGAUGACGCCGUUCCAAGGCCAGGGCGCGACGCAGGCCAUCGAGGACGCCGAGGGGUUGCGACUGCUCCUCCACGAUGGCGUCAACGCCGAUAACCCCGAGAGCAUCGUGCUGGCGCUGCGGACGUGGGACUCGGUGCGCAGGCCGCGCGCGUCGCAGGUGCAGCAGAACUCGAGGCACGUGACGGAUAUGUCGGCCCAGGCGCAGCUGGAUCGGAUGAGGUUGAAUUGGACGUAUAACGGGAUCCACGCAGCGUUGAGGAAUCGGUAG